Messenger RNA from Brassica rapa (field mustard), 7656 nucleotides. Its product is annotated as LEAF RUST 10 DISEASE-RESISTANCE LOCUS RECEPTOR-LIKE PROTEIN KINASE-like 1.1. NCBI's taxonomy places the organism in Eukaryota, Viridiplantae, Streptophyta, Magnoliopsida, Brassicales, Brassicaceae. The record is from RefSeq and is a predicted model, not a curated record. Gene Ontology annotation, molecular function: ATP binding; polysaccharide binding; protein kinase activity. Gene Ontology annotation, biological process: protein phosphorylation.
AUAGAGUGAACCAUUGGAGAAAAUUUAACUCUAUAAUAGAGUUACUCUAUUUUAGAGUGAAAUAUAGAGAAAAUUAUAGAGUACCAUUGGAGAUGGUCUAAGGUUAUCCACAUGGUCAAAAUAAUCAGGACCAAUCAAAGUGCCACGUCACUGGUGGAGUGGGCUUGCAAUUAAAAAAAUAAGUUGGCUGUCCAGCCCAUUUGAACCAUUUCGCAGCCCAAUAUGUUAAUAUGAUACGGAAAGAAAAAAGGAAAUAAGCUUAAAAAUGCUUUUGGCUUUUGGAAACGGAAGAGUUAAUUUGAAACCUAGAGCUAGAGAAAAUAAAGAUUCUGAUUCUUCAUCCUCUCCGAUUCAAUCCAUCUUAAUGGUAAUCAUCUUCAAUCUCUCUCCAUAGUUCUCACUCUUCCGUCUCUUGAAACUUUCGUCGCCGCGAGAGAGAUUUUAAAUUUGGGAUUUCUCUGUAUUCUAGGGUUCUAACGAUUUGAUUUAGGUUUCCUUCGAUGCUAGCAAACUGAAUCUCUCGAUUUGAAAGCUGCAUCUAUAUAUAUAUAUAUGUCCCUUCGUCGAGCUGUAGAGAAAGUCAUCAAUCUCUGCAAAUCCUUAUAUCUCAAAAGCUUUCACUGAAACGCUUCAAAGACAUGGGAUAACCAACAUGCUGCUCUCCAAUUUGAAGACCGGCUGUUGUAAGGAGACUGUUGUGACACGACUUCUACGGUUUUGGGAAGCAAGAACUGUGAAGAAAGGUGGAGGAGCUUAUGGGUGUGGACAUGGUGGUUUGUAUAUCUCAUCUUUAUUCUCUGAUGUGCGAUACUGGUUCGUAAAUUUUAGGGUUUAUAUGAAGAUCUUAGUUGCACAUUCAUUUGUUUUGAUGAUGAUAGUUAUGCGUUAGUUCUGAUUUCAAAGAGAUUGAUUGUGAUUUUUUUGGGUUUAUAGCAUGAUCUCAUUGAAUGUGAAUGAUAUUUGAAUGUGUGAAUAAACUCUGUUUUCAAUUCGUUUUGUUGUGACAGAUGCAAUUCACCUGAGAACAUACUCAUUUGCACGCACCGUAACAAGGUGAAGCAGAACUUGCUAUUAGAGGUACCUACACCCAAUGCCAUGGUAAAAAAGCCUCAUGGGGCCAACGGAUUUGAAAGCAUCAGACUCAGGUAAAACAAACACUAUACAAAACUAAAAUAAAUCAUCUAUAAUCACCCGAAAGAAUUGUUACGCAUAACAAUCAAACAAACAUGAUAAAACUAAAAUAGAUCAUCUAUAAUCACCCGAAAGAAUUGUUACACAUAACAAUCAAACAAUCAUGACAAAACUAUAAAAUACAAUACAUUAAAUCAUCGUACCAACUUUACAUAAAGAAAAAUCCAUGAAACCCAAAUCAAUAGGAAAAAUAGUUAACAACAAUAUAAAAAAUAGUAGUUAUUCAUACUUUAUAUUUUCUUCAAUGAAAAAUUGAAAUGGAAAUCAAAUAGGAAUAUAAAUUAUUACAAUUACCAAAAAUUUUAAUAUAAUAAUUUUGUGUUCUCUAACAAAAAACAAUGUUAGUGGUUUUUUGUAACUUAUGUUAGUCGUCUUUCCAAUUCAAACCAACAAAUUUAAUAAAAUUUACAAUUUAGAAUAAAAAUAAAUUUUAUUUAUUAUUCCUAAUAUAAAGUAAAUUUCAAAUGUUUUAUAAAAUUAUAAAAUAUUUUAAUAUAAAAUAGUUUUAAUGUAAACUCACCCGCCCGUAGGGCGGGCCAACCUCUAGUUACUCUUUAAUUAGUGACCACAGAAAUAUAAAUAAGUUAGAAUAUUAACGAAAUCAGAGCAUUCACAAUAUCUUGUAGAAAGCCUUUUGAAUUUGGUUGUAUAAUGACUGAUAGUUUAGUCUUUGUAGGAAUAUUUUUUCGUAAUAUUUCGAAUAACAAAUUGAUGGUUUGUUGACAAAUUUUUAUUUCAAAAUGGAAACGUGGCGCUUGGGUUAGAGAAGAUAUAUUAGGGUUUGGCGAAAGUUAUUGGUGUGAGAGAUUUGACUUUUAAAUCAACAACAAUCAUUCAAGUUUAGUCAUCCUUUUAUUUUUGUAAUUUUAAUUUGGAAGUCACGUAAUUCAUGUAGUUUACACUUUACAUCUCACAAAAACAAAUUAUUCAAGGUUAGCCGUUACUUCAGUUUCAAAAAAAAAAGGGUUAGCCGUUACUUGAUUUUUUACGAUUCUCCUAUCUUCGUAUUGUAUUUUUCUUCUUCUUAAACCUAGACUCAUUCUCUCUAAUAUUCCAUAUUUGUACUCUUUGUAUCAUUUUUACUCUAAAAUAGUUAAAACUAGGGACAUGUCCGCACUUUGCAGAAUAUUGUUUUAUUGCUGUUAAUUAUUAUUUUUCGGAUGAUAUAGUUAACUAAUUAUGUGAUCGUUUUUAUUUGCUAUGAGUAUUAUUUUGUAUUUUUAUUAUAUUAUGUAGUAAUAGGUGAUAUGCUAAUAUAUUAUGUGUUUGUUUUUCUAAUAGUGUGUUGUUGUGGGUAUAAUAUUAUGUGUUUGUUUUUUUAUAGUAUGUUGUUGUGGGUAUAAUAGUAAUUAUUAGUGGUGAAAUGAGUUUGUGAUGUAAUGCAAAUUGAAUUUCAAUAAUUUUACAUUUGUGCAUUUGUUGAUUCUAAGGCUAAUAGUUUCUGGAUAAAAAUUAAUAUUUUUUCCAAUUAUUUGAACAUUACUUUUUAAAGAUGUUUUGUGCUCUCUCCCUAUAUUUUUACAUUGAGCCAUCACUAUCUAUGCAUUUCGUUUACCUUUCCGGUGUGCUGUGAGUCUUUUUCUUACCAUCACCGAAAAAGACUCACAUAUGUGCUAUUGUUCUUCUUCACCUUUUUCUUCUCUUCUUCCUUAGAUUUUGGCUCAUGUUAGGAACUGCAUCUCCUUAGGUUGGGUCAGAGUUUAGUCGUCUCUGAAGUUGUUUUAUCGUCGUUGGCUUACCAUCGAUAGUCUUUUCUCGUCUUGGUUUUCAAGAUAUGGUUUUUGGUGAUCUGACUUCUAUAGCUCAAGGAUGGCUCCACGAUUUAAUGAUUUUGUUUUGUCUACCCUUCCAUCUAUGUUCCCUCAUCUCGUUGCAGCUUUUAUCGCUGCUUGUGUCUCUGUGACUCUCCUUUUCGCCAUGUUUGGCACUCUCCAGGUUUGGAUAGUGUUCUCCUCCGAGUAUGCUCUGUAGAUUUGGAAGAUUGUUUCUGGUCUCAAGUCUUGGCUCUAGUUUCUUGGGGGUUAGCUUUCGUUCUCCCUCACUCACGUUGUUCUCUUUUUCUCUUGCUUCCCUUAGUAUAAGUGUGUGAUAUUAGUCUCUUGGAGCUUUGGUCCCUUCUAUCCAGAGCUUUGUGGUUCUUCAUCGGCAUAGGCGUCUUGUUUGUGCUUGUUUAGUUUGUGAGGUGCUUCUUACCUCUUAGCUGGUGGUUGUGAUUAUCGUUCGUUAUGUAUGUCUCUUCAUGAUUCGUGGUGAUUUUUGCCUUCUGUUGAUUAUUCUUCCUCUAACCCGCUUUCUUGGUUCUUUGCAUUGGUCAUUGAUCAAGCUCCUUUGUAUUCGAGGGAUUGCUUUAUCUCAAAAUUAUCUUUCUACAAUUUUAUGAUUUUUGAUUGUUCUGGCCAAGAUACUUUAUGAUAAAGUGGGGUAAGUUAGUUUUCGUUUUUGAUCGCCUUUGAGCUCUAUACCUUUAUUGAGUUAUUGUUACCUUGGUAUUUUUUUCUCUGUGAUUAUGGAGGUUUUAUGUUUAGAUUAUGUGUUCUGCUUUAGUUUAGUUAAUAUUAAGAUAAAUAAUUAGUUGUAAAUGAAAUAAUAGAAAAUAGUAAAUAAUAAUAAAAUAGCAAAAGUUUAUGUUAUUUUUAGCUGUGAAUAAAUUAAAUAUUUAAAAUACAUUUAUAUUUUUUUUACUUAUUUCUUUAUUCGUUUUGCAAUUUUUUGAACAAUAAAAUAGAUUAUCAAACUUCAAAUGAUGAUGGUUAGUGUGAGAAGGAUUAGAUAGUGCAUAAUUAGAAAAUAGUGAACCAAAUUGCAAUAAUCUAAAAGAAGAAGAAUCUAAAAUGUAAAAAAAAAAAAGAGGACACAUGUCAACAAAUCCCUAUUCCACGUCAUAAGAAGAGAGAAAAUUUUACUUUAUAUAUAAGAUUAAGCUAAAGUCAACUCCAUAAAAAAAUAACAUUGAAAGUGCUCUAAUCUUUUAACCUUUACUUAUUUGAACAUUGUAAUAUGUUUGGAAAAUACCUAUACACUAUACAGUAUUUAUUCAUACUACCACCACAUAUUAUUUCCUAUUAACAUGAGAUUUAUCUCUAUAGUGUGAUUCACACACAAAGGUUCCCCUCAGCAUUUAGAUUUUUUUCUUUUUAGUACGAAUUGAUGGAGAAAAUGCUUACAAAAAAUAUGCUAAGUACCGUCAAACAUGAAUCUUAUAUGACGACUGUGAUGCAGUCAAUGGUGAAUCUUCAUAAAGUAGAUUGAAUUGUCGGCUCUAGAAUCGUUUGUAAUAUUUUUUAUAAUUUGUAAUAGCAUAAUUAUCCAUCAUAAAAAAAAAACUAAAAACUAAACCGAAUAAAAAAGUUGCUCCAGCUCCAGGUAUGGAAGACUUUCUUUAGGAGAUUUACCAAAAGUAAAAACAAACAAUGGCAGAAGAGAGUUGACCAACUUCAGUUUUUAAAAGGAGCUCUAAAUUUAAUAUCCUAAAAUUGACUUCCAACCAAUCAUCAUAGACCCAAAAGUUCGUGCCUCAUCAUCCCGUACGUAAUAAUAGUAUGCAAAUUAGUUCCAAGGUUAGUCGUGGGAGUGAUGUCAAGAACAAAGAUAGUAGUCCUUAAGUUUGAAAUGUUUUGCUUAACUAUAUGUUCAUUUUAAUUAAUGAUAUAUUGUAUAACCGAUUAGAUUCAUCAUCAGUGAAUAAUAAAAAAUCUUCAGUUAAUCAAAAACUCUAUAACUCGAUACAAUCAAAUUAGUCGAAACAUGAGCAGCAGCCCUCGUGUCGUCCUUAUUCUACAGAGAACGUGUUUCAUUAGCUCUACAAAUCUUUUUAAAAACUUAUUCUCUAUUGUUCAAGUUGGUCGCCAUCUUUAAUAAUUUCAUAAUCAAACAUCUUGUCUUCUUUGGUGUAUACCACAACAUCAUUAUCAAAAAUAAUAAUAAAUCAUAUCAUUUACAUUUUACAAUGAUUUUUUGCUCGGGUAUUAUCUUUAAACCGGAUAAUUUAAAGAGCAGACAAAACCAAAAGUCUCUCUUUCAAUGCUUAUAACGUUUUAAAAAUGGAAGAUGGGCGAUGCGUGGUCAAAUCUUGAUUCUUGAAUAUGCAACACAGUUCUAUUGAAUUGAAAGUUUCCCAUUCCACCAGAGUCUCCGGUCAAACUCACCCUCAUAUCUUAUUUUUCCAAUAAAGCUGCAAGAUUCAACGACUACUGCAAAAAAAAUUUUAAAACUGCCAUCACAAAUCUUCAUCAUCUUCUCUUGUAACGACUCUUAUUCCUCUGUAGCUCUGUCUGAAUCCUUCAAAAAGUCAACGCACCUGUCUUAAUACUGUUUAGACAAGGACCAUCAAGGAUAGGAGGAGAGUUAUAAUCCAAUCUCUUCAAAGAUAGAACCAAACUCUUGAUACUCUUUGUAGAUCACAACAACAAAUGAAGACUAUCUCUGUGUUGGCCUUCUUCUUCUUCCUCCUCUUUCUCAUGGCAGAAGCUCAAAGCAGGAACCGGACACGUUGCCGCACAUUCUCCUGUGGAAGCCUCGACUUCAAGUUCCCUUUCUUUAGGACAGACAUGGAGUCACGAUGCGGUUUGUUCAAGCUGAACUGCAGUGAUCACCAUUUUCCAGAGAUACAGCUUGAGGAAAAAGGGUUAUGGUAUAAAGUCAUAAGCGUCUCUCAAGCAAACACCAUAACCAUUACAGACCCAAGGCUUAACCAAAGCUUGGAAACAGGGUCCUGUACUGACUUGUCAAGCUUCUCUAUUCCUGAUUCUCCAUGGCUCGAGUUGACCGAUUUAUACAAAUGCAACAACAGUAGGAAGAAUGGUUUCACUUAUGCAAAUUGCCAAGGAGGAGGAAGCAGCUUGUACUACUCCAAAUUGGAAGAACAUUCAGGGUGCUCAGUUAUCAAGUCUCCAGAGAGCUGGGUGAUUCCAAGAAACAAGAACCAGUCUAAUCUUAAUGCGACUUUCUCUCUUCAUAUAGACCUGCCUGGAAGCUGCCAUCGCUGCUAUAGACGAGGAGGAGAAUGUAACAUGAUCAACGACAAGUUUCGCUGCACUGGGGGAACCAAAAGACCAAACAACCACCAAGGAGAGAAGUUAAAGCUAGGAUUAGGAAUAGGAGGAUCUGUCAUCUUGAUAAUCAUCUUGGCGGCACUCUUUAUCACCAUCCAUAGGAUGCACAGAAGGAAAACAAGUUCAGAUCUCCUAUCUAGAAACAACUCCAAAUCCGACGUCGAGUUUAGCAAUGUCUUCUUUAAGCUACCAAUCUUCUCCUAUAAAGAACUUCAAGAAGCAACAGAUAACUUCAGUAAAGACAGGUUACUAGGAGAUGGAGGCUUUGGCACUGUCUACUAUGGGAAAGUGCGUGAUGGGCGAGAAGUUGCAGUGAAGCGUCUCUACGAGCACAACUACAGAAGACUCGAGCAGUUCAUGAACGAGAUAGAGAUCCUCACACGUCUCCAUCACAAGAACCUUGUCUCCCUCUACGGCUGCACCUCGCGCCGCAGCAGAGAGCUUCUCCUCGUCUACGAGUUUGUUCCAAACGGUACGGUUGCAGAUCAUCUCUAUGGCGAAACCGAAAACUCGAGAAACAAAUGCUUCUUAACAUGGUCGAUGCGCAUGAGCAUCGCCAUAGAAACAGCUAGCGCGUUGGCUUACCUCCACGCUUCUGAUAUCAUUCACCGUGAUGUCAAGACUGCAAACAUUCUCCUGGACGGUAACUUCGGAGUCAAAGUAGCUGAUUUUGGGUUAUCGAGGCUGUGUCCGAGUGAUGUAACGCAUGUUUCAACUGCUCCUCAGGGUACUCCGGGGUAUGUUGAUCCCGAGUAUCAUCGAUGCUAUCAUCUAACCGACAAGAGUGACGUAUACAGCUUUGGAGUGGUUCUUGUCGAGCUGAUAUCGUCGAAGCCUGCUGUUGAUAUAAACAGGUGCAAGAGUGAGAUAAACCUGUCGAGCUUAGCUAUAAACAAGAUACAGAACCACGCGACACACGAGCUGAUUGAUAAGAGUCUUGGAUAUGGAAAGAAUGAAGGAGUUUGUAAAAUGACUACAAUGGUGGCUGAGUUGGCUUUUAGGUGCUUGCAGCAAGACAGUACACUGAGGCCGAGAAUGGAACAAGUUGUGCAAGAGCUAAAGGGAAUCCAGAAGGAAGAUCGCAAAGAAGAGACGCUAACUUCUUAUCCUUCACCACCGGAGUGGGACGAGGCUUCGCUUAUAAAGAAUAUGAAAUUUCCACGUUCACCGAUCUCUGUGACUGACCAAUGGACAAGUAAAUCAACUACACCGAAUAUUAGCGCCUACGACUGCUAAGAUCCAUCAUGAGGUAUUGGUUUAUUCUCAAUAUAGCAUGUAGUGAAGCCGUAGGUACUGAGAGAAUGCACAUAGUGACAUAACUUGCACUACCUUUUGUUUAUCAUACUCAUCAUAUGUAACUGUGUGUAAUAUUAACUCAAAAGGUUCUAACAAAAAAACAAAAAUUUGACUCACA